AUGGCAGCUGACCCACCUCCUGUGGAGAGACUAUUAGGUGAUUACGGGGGAGCAAAUGCCCCGCCUGGAAGGAUGACAAUCGUGAAUCAACCAGUCAAUGUUGCCCACUUUCAACUUCACCCCUCAACGAUACGGCAACUAGAAAGGAGACCUUUCGCAGGAAAAAUUAACGAAGAUGCCAACAAGCAUUUGCAAAGGUUUCUGACUAUGACUACGUCGUUAAAGAUUGAGGGACAUUCUGAGGAAGCUAAGAAGCUGGUCAUGUUUCCGUUUACAUUGUCAGAAGAUGCUGAAGAGUGGUUCUACUCUUUACCUGCUGGAAGCAUCACAACUUGGCAACAGAUGGAGACAACUUUUCUCAACGAGUACUUUCCGGCCUCUGUGUACAUCCGAAAGAGGUACGACAUAGUGAAUUUUAAACAGAAGGAAGGAGAGUCACUUGGAGAUGCGUAUAAGAGGUUCAAACGAUUGUUGAAUUUUGUAAAUGGUCUUCGGCUGAAGACUAAGCAACUCAUUGACACAGCAGCUGGUGGCUCAACCAAUUUUACAACAGCCACUGGUAUUAAAAAGAUUAUCGAAGCCAUUGCAGCCAAUGAGCACCUGGAGUUGUAUGACCGCAGUGUUAGUCAACCCGAAGGGAUAAUUGACCUGAAAUUGGCAAACCAAGUGGUGAAGAUGGAAGAUCAAAUAGCAGCUGAAGUAGAAAGGAGACUGAAGAAGAUGGCUAUUGAUACCCAAACUGUUGCACAGGUUCAACAGGUUCAACCAACUCACACUAGUAAUUGCGAAAUUUGUGGAGGACCUCAUCUUACCGUACAUUGCGUUGCUACCGCACAACAAAUUGAGGAGAUCAAGUUUCUUAGGCAGAACAACCCUUAUUCAAACACAUACAAUCCGGGUUGGAAAAACCAUCCUAAUUUCUCAUGGAAGGAUCAACAAGGAAAUGUGCAACAACAACCGCAUCAACAACAGUUUCAGCAACAGGUACCAAGAAAAGCUGAUUGGGAGCUUGCCAUUGAGAAGAUGGCCGCUCAAAGCUCUAAAUUUCAAGAAGAGACUCGGAGUAAUUUAAAGAACACAAGUGCUUCAAUUAAGAAUCUUGAAAUCCAGAUGAGUCAGAUAGCCCAACAACUAGCGGGCUCUCCACAACAGGGAGUUUUACCAAGUUCUACGGUUACUAAUCCAAGAGAAAAUUAUCAUGUGAAUGCGGUGACCACCAGGAACGGUAAGUCAAAAGAAAUACCUGAGAAGAAUUCUGAAGAAGAAGACCUAUUGCUUGAAGUUGAUCUAGAGAUAAAAGAAAAUGAGGUUGCAAAUAAAGAGGUCACUCAUGAUGAACGAGUGGUUAAAGAUAAAGUGAUUGAUCAAAAACCGGCCGUCAAACUGCCAUUCCCAACAAGAAAUAAGAAGAAAGGGCAGCAUGAGAAAAACUUUGAGAAGUUCUUGGAAAUGUUUAAAAAGCUUGAGCUAAACAUUCCUUUCUUGGAGGCGCUUGAGCAAAUGCCUACCUACGCAAAGUUCAUGAAAGACAUCAUCUCGAAGAAGCGGACCAUAGAAACUAACCCGAUUAUUCUAACGGAAACUUGUAAUGCCAUUUUGCAGGGUAUGAAGGUUCCGGUGAAAAAGAAGGAUCGAGGUUCUCUGACCAUUCCGUGUGCCAUUGGAGAUAGAUCCUUCAAGAAAGCUCUAAUUGAUUUGGGAGCGAGUGUAAGUCUGAUGCCGCUGUCUAUCUAUAAGAAGUUGGGGAUAGAUGAAGAGAUACCAAUCAUUUUGGGGAGACCAUUUUUAGAGACCGGGAGAUGUUUGAUCGACAUGGAAGAAGGCACGAUGACUUUGAAAGUGUAUGAUGAAGAGUUAAAAAUUGAUGUGCGAAACACCAUGGAGUACAAGGAUGAUGUUGCCACUAGUCAACAUAUUGAGAUAAUUGAUCAAAUAUGUGAGAAGAAAAAUUGCUUGACAACACAAAAAUCACCUUUGGAAAGAGUGUUGAGUUUAUCAAUUUUUAACGAAGAGGAAAUAGUUGACGAGAAAGAUAUGGAAGUAGUAGCCAUGAUGGAAGCAUCACCACCUUUCAAAGGUUAUCGACACAACCGGUGGGAAGAUUUAAGGCAGCCCUUAGUGGAAGAAAAGAAAGAUGAACAAAAGAAGGGGACCGAAUUGAAACAACUACCGGAAAGCCUCAAAUAUGUAUUCCUAGACACAUAG
Lathyrus oleraceus (garden pea) is the source of this 2205-nucleotide messenger RNA. RefSeq lists its product as uncharacterized. Bases 1 to 2205 code for a protein of 734 amino acids. The record is from RefSeq and is a predicted model, not a curated record. NCBI's taxonomy places the organism in Eukaryota, Viridiplantae, Streptophyta, Magnoliopsida, Fabales, Fabaceae. The transcript is spliced from 3 exons.